Molecule: messenger RNA, 1544 nt
Organism: Mus pahari (shrew mouse)
Lineage: Eukaryota; Metazoa; Chordata; Mammalia; Rodentia; Muridae
Gene: Hyal1
Product: hyaluronidase 1
Exons: 5
Coding region: 78-1514 (478 amino acids)
Biological process (GO): hyaluronan catabolic process; carbohydrate metabolic process
Molecular function (GO): hyalurononglucosaminidase activity
Source: RefSeq, a predicted model, not a curated record
CCCUGAGCAGCAGCCGCCUCAGCUUCUCUAAGCUCGUGCAACUAGGACCAGCUUGCGGGACAGAAUCCGGCCAAGCCAUGCUUGGGCUUACACAGCAUGCUCAGAAAGUUUGGAGAAUGAAGCCCUUCAGUCCUGAGGUUUCCCCAGGCCCAUCCCUUGCCACCGCAGGCCACCUGCUUCUCAUCUCUACUCUCUUCCUGACCUUGCUCGAGUUGGCCCAAGUCUGCAGAGGUUCCAUGGUAUCCAACCGGCCGUUCAUCACUGUCUGGAAUGGGGACACUCAUUGGUGCCUGACGGAGCAUGGAGUGGAUGUGGAUGUCAGUGUCUUCGAUGUGGUUGCCAACAAGGAGCAGAGUUUCCAAGGCCCUAACAUGACAAUUUUCUACCGAGAGGAAUUGGGCACCUACCCCUACUAUACGUCCACGGGGGAACCCGUAUUUGGUGGUCUGCCCCAGAAUGCCAGCCUGGUUACCCACCUUGCUCACACAUUCCAGGACAUCAAGGCUGCCAUACCUGAACCUGACUUCUCAGGACUGGCAGUCAUUGAUUGGGAGGCUUGGCGCCCACGGUGGGCCUUCAACUGGGACAGCAAGGACAUUUAUCGGCAGCGCUCAAUGGAACUGGUCCGGGCAGAGCACCCUGACUGGCCAGAAACUUUAGUGGAGGCAGUAGCCAAGGACCAGUUCCAGGAAGCUGCACAGGCCUGGAUGGCAAGCACCCUCCAAGUGGGGCAGGCACUGCGUCCCCGUGGCCUCUGGGGCUACUAUGGCUUCCCUGACUGCUACAACGACAAUGACUUUUUAAGUCUCAACUACACAGGCCAGUGCUCAGAACACACCCGUGAUCAGAAUGACCAGCUAGGGUGGUUGUGGAACCAGAGCUAUGCCCUUUACCCCAGUAUUUACUUGCCUGCAGCACUGAUAGGCACAGGGAAGUCACAGAUGUACGUUCGACACCGUGUGCAAGAGGCGUUCCGUGUGGCCACAGCUUCCAGAGACCCCCAUGUGCCCGUAAUGCCUUAUGUCCAGAUCUUCUAUGAAAUGACAGAUCAUCUUCUGCCCCUGGAGGAGUUGGAGCACAGCCUGGGGGAGAGUGCAGCCCAGGGAGCGGCAGGAGCAGUGCUCUGGCUAAGCUCAAACAAGACAAGCACCAAGGAAUCAUGCCAGGCCAUUAAAGCAUAUAUGGAUUCCACACUUGGGCCCUUCAUCGUGAACGUGACCAGCGCAGCUCUUUUGUGCAGCGAAGCUCUGUGUUCCGGCCACGGUCGCUGUGUCCGCCACCCCAGUUAUCCUGAGGCUCUCCUCACCCUCAACCCUGCCAGUUUCUCCAUCGAGCUAACACAGGACGGCAGGCCCCUGAGCCUCAAGGGGACCCUCUCACUUAAGGAUCGGGUGCAGAUGGCUAUGAAAUUCGAGUGCCGAUGCUACCGUGGAUGGAGCGGCACGUGGUGUGAUGAGCAGGGACUGGAGACGCUACUAGAAAGCGGAAACAAAGCGAAACUCUCAUUUCUUUGAGCCUGGAGCUAGGAGAGGUGCAGGCGGAGC